CCCGCGCUCUGUUUGCGCGCCGCUGUACGCGCGGCCCCGACAGUCUCUUCAGCAGCCAGACCGAGCAGCAGCGACGUGGACCGUCCGGAGCAGAGAGGAUGAAGCAGACAACUUUCCUGCUGGUGUUUACGGUCGUCCUGAGCUUCUGCUGGGCUCAGUCAGACUCAGAAGGUGAGGAGGCAGGUGUGGAGGAGGAACACGUGGAGCUCUUCACCACACCCAUGACGAAGAUGGGCUCUGCCACCUCAGACUUCGGCUAUAACCUUUUCCGGGCUCUGACAAGCCGGGAAUCUUCAGCCAACAUCUUCCUGUCGCCCAUCAGCGUGUCGGCGGUCCUGACCCAGCUGUCCAUGGGGGGCUCUGAGAAUGCCCAGAGGCAGCUGUACCGGGCUCUGAGGUAUCACACCCUGCAGGACCCUCAGCUCCAGAACACCCUGAAGGACCUGCUGGCUUCAGUGAAGGCUUCGGGGAAAGGCCUGAGCACCGCUGCACGGCUCUAUGUAACAAGACGUCUUCGUCUGAAGCAGGACUUCUUCCAGCUGGUGGAGCAGCAGUUUGGGGUUCGUCCUAAAGCAUUACUGGGAGGAGCCAAAGACAUGAAGGAGGUCAAUGAUUGGGUGUCUCAGCAGACAGGCAGGAAGGUUCAGCAGUUCCUGACCAAAGCUCUCCCUCGUACCGCCGGCGUUAAUGCUGUCAGUGCCACCUACUUCAAAGGUGGAUGGCUGACUCGCUUCAGUCAGAGUGGAGCUCAGGAGAACUUCCAGGUGGAAAAUGGGGUUCCAGUCCGUGUUCCCAUGAUGCAACAGGAUAACUACCCUGUAAAGAUGGGCGUGGACUCAGACUUGAGCUGCACUAUCGCUCAGAUCCAGAUGCAGAACGAGGUCAGUAUGUUCAUCUUCCUGCCUGAUGACGUGACGACCAAUACGACUCUGCUGGAGGAGAGUCUGACAGCUGAGUUUGUUCAGGACCUCUCCAUGGCGCUCCAACCUGCUCGGGUGUCCCUAACCCUGCCUAUCCUGACGCUCAGUUACUCUACAGACCUGCUGCCACUGCUUAGCGACCUCGGCCUCUCUGAGUGGCUGGGCAACCAAGAACUGGAGAAGAUCUCUGCUCAGCCAGCCAAACUGACCAGUCUUAAUCAUAAGGUUGUCAUGGAGACCGUACCCGAAGGAAUCCAGUACCCCAGCGCCACCUCGGUGCCCUCUCACCUGACAUACCGGGUGGACCGGCCCUUUGUCUACCUGAUCCGAGACGAACCGUCAGGAGCGCUGCUCUUCAUCGGGAAGGUGGUUAACCCUAAAGACCUGACAAUAUAACACAAACACACACACACACACACACACACACACACACACACACACUCAGCAGGUCCUAGGAGGGGCUUCAGCUGUUUGUGGUGGCAGAUGGUUGCGAGGAUAUUUGAUUUUAUUUUUCAUGUUGAAACAUGGUUGGAUCAUGCUAAUCUGACAGAAUACUCCUGAAAUAAUCCAAAUAAGAAAUAUUUUGUAAGAAAUCAAAUAUCGUCAUUUGUUUCAAUAACAAUAAACUUGACAAUGUACUCAAGCACA
This is a messenger RNA of Girardinichthys multiradiatus, 1568 nucleotides long. RefSeq names its product serpin peptidase inhibitor, clade F (alpha-2 antiplasmin, pigment epithelium derived factor), member 1 (gene serpinf1). Gene Ontology annotation, biological process: negative regulation of angiogenesis; negative regulation of endopeptidase activity. The record is from RefSeq and is a predicted model, not a curated record. Gene Ontology annotation, molecular function: serine-type endopeptidase inhibitor activity. Bases 99 to 1316 code for a protein of 405 amino acids. Lineage: Eukaryota; Metazoa; Chordata; Actinopteri; Cyprinodontiformes; Goodeidae. The transcript is spliced from 8 exons.